AUGGCCGAGAGCAGGAGGACGAUAGCGACAACGACGACGAAGAGGGGGACGAUGGCGACGAGCUGGAUGACGACGAAAAGGAGGACAACGGCGAGGAGGAGAGCGACGCCGACCAGGACGACGACGACGACGAGGAGGAGCAGGAGCAAGGCGUUUCGGACGACAGUUUCUCCUCGAUCCAAGUCUUGA
Molecule: messenger RNA, 189 nt
Organism: Ectocarpus siliculosus
Lineage: Eukaryota; Phaeophyceae; Ectocarpales; Ectocarpaceae
Source: the annotation of a GenBank genome assembly